Schistosoma bovis is the source of this 3612-nucleotide messenger RNA. The record is from the annotation of a GenBank genome assembly. Lineage: Eukaryota; Metazoa; Platyhelminthes; Trematoda; Strigeidida; Schistosomatidae.
AAAAACUGUUAGGACCUUGCUGUAAUAAGUAUAGGGAAAAAACAACCUCUGAUGACAUUCAAAGUCAACGAUGUCAUCUCUUGACUAGUGGGUGACGUCUGAAUCAUCUAGUUGAUGGGAAAUUUUUUGUUAGUGGGAAUAUUCUUUCCCUAAUUUAUGUAAUUUAUUGAUCAGUGUCAAAAAUUUCAGCAUACUUUUCAAAAUCCCGUCAUUUUUCUAAGCACCUUGAUUUUCAGAAACGACCCUUGAACUCAACUGGGGUUCGAUCGAAAAGUUAGGAUCACUGGAAAGCUACUUCGUUCUAGUAAGGUCAGAAUUGAUUGGAGUUGGAAAUGUGUACCAUUGGAUCCUGACCCAGUGGUCGAACGUUUAAGUACUCACCGAUCCUGAGUUUAACCCCUGAUUUUUUCAUGGGUCUACAAUGCUCAAGAAUCUUAUCCUAGAACCAAACAACCUGAUUCUCAAUGGCACCCCAAAUGAGGUCGGUCUGUGACAAAUAUCACCUACAAAUCCACCUUUUGUCAUCUCUUCACGUAUGAGAUUUGUCUAAAGCUAAAUCUGGUACCGGUAAAACGGUUGUUUUUGCUGUAGUUAUUUUGGAAGCAAUCAAUGUAAAACGACCUACUAUACAAGCAAUUGUUUUGUCACCAACUCGGGAAAUUGCAUUUCAAUCACAAAUGGUUAUUGAACGAUUAGCCAGUCAUAUACCAGGUUUAAAAUGUCAUCUAUUUGUCGGUGUUUCCAUCAAAGUCCCAAACAAUCAAAUAUCAACAGCAUUUCUCUUGAAUUCAUGGGGGGCGGGAUCGCAUUUCAAUGAAUUAAAAAAUAAAUAAAAGCAUCCAUAAACACUCAACGUUUUUGCAGCUAAAUAACUAUCACGUCUAUUUUACAUGUCAAACAAAUUAUUGGAUAGGGUUCUGGCAUCACAUGCUAAUAUCCUAUAUAAACUAAUCCCACACAAAAGUACGUUCAAGUCAGAGAUUUAAUGUAAGCAGAAACAUAUUCUGUAUACCGCUAUUAAGUUUAAAGAUUUAGACUAUGACAAUCAAAUAGUACUAUAACAUCCAUUAAAUAGAUUUAUAGUAAAAAUCCCCUUACCACAAUUCUUAAAAAAUGACCCUUAGCAAAACUAACCUGGAAAAUUUCGAGUUGACACUCCUUAGUAGUUGAAUCUAGUCCUUCUGUUAUUUUGAUCAUCAGUUAAUAUUUUAGCUUAGAAAGCUUAUUAUUAAGUGUCCAAUUAACCAUUCCAAAUAUAAAUUUAAAUCCUUUCAAUUCACCUGUAUCGAUAUGGGCUAACUGAAAUAAAAGAUCACUGGUAAGUGUUAUCAUAUUCAGUUGAAUUAAGUCAGAAGAUUGUCUUCCGUUCUUGAAUUGUAGAUUCAUCAUAAAUUUGGUUCUACUUCAUGAAAAUUAGAGAUGAAAAAAGUCAGUCACACCAGUCUACGGUAAACCAUAUAUAAAGAAGAAAAACCAAUCAACAUCGUGUAGUUGAACACCAACUAACGAAAAUGGAUCUAUCUAUUUAACUAAUAAAUAAAAUGUAAACAAGGGGAUUGUGCAGUAAAUCAGUGAUUAUAUUAUAUGAUUUACAUAGAUGAUUAAUAUAAUUUCUUGAUUUUAUUCUUAACACUCUUACUCAUCUUAACAAUUUGGUGUUUUGUCUGACUGCCAAAUAGCUCAGUUUAGCUAAGGCCUAUCAUAUGUUUGCUUUUUAAUUUCAAAUUAAACAAGUCUUCGAAAUUUCUAAUAAUUCAUAAAAAAGUAACUGAUUACUCUCUCAUUACUUAUGCUUUUCUUUUCUUUUUGUUUAGGCUUGCCCUUAGCUGAUGAUUUACGUCAUUUAUCCAACUGUCAUAUUGUUGUCGGUACACCAGGACGUGUUCGAUAUUUAUUGGAAGCUGGUUAUCUAUCUACUGAACAUGUAAGACAAUUUGUAUUAGAUGAAGCUGAUCUACUUCUAUCCGGUGGUACAGAUGCUAAAUUAACUGGUGGUAGUGCAAACAAUGCAUUUCCAGCUGAUAUUAAUUACAUUUGGUGGAGUUUACCACAAUCUAAACAAGUAUUAGCUUUGUCAGCUACCUAUACGGAUUAUUUAGUCAAUGAACAUCUUCCACGUUAUAUGAAUGAUCCAGCAAUUAUACGAUUAGCUGUCAAUGAUCCAGCUUUAAUAGGUGUACGUCAAUUUUUCCAUCUUAUUCAACCAACAACACGUGCUCCUAUUUCUGUAUUUGAUGCUAAAAUAAAAUUUCUAUGCAAAUUACUCAAUGCUACUGAAUUUCAACAAUGUUUAAUUUUUUCAAACUUUCAUAAUAAUGCUCAAGAUUUAUGUGAUGCAUUGUGUUCACGUGGUUGGCCAGUUAGUUAUAUAUCUAGUAGUUUAGAACAACGUGAACGUUUUCGUGCAUUCAAUAAAUUGCGUACAUUCCAGUGUCGUGUACUUAUUACCACAGAUUUAACUUCGCGUGGGAUCGAUGCAGAAAAUGUCAAUCUUGUAAUCAGUCUAGAAGUUCCCUGGGAGCAUGAAACUUAUGUACACCGAGUAGGACGUGCUGGUAGAUUCGGAAGCUACGGAGCUUCUGUAGUUAUUGUUUCAGAUGUAGGCGAUGAAUGUGAUCUAUUAAAAAAGUUACAAGCUAACUGUCCAACACAAAUUCGUGAAUUACCCGAUCCUAUACCAUCAGAUUUGGCAACACCGAAUUGUUCAAUUGAAUUGGAUAAUUUAGUGACAGUAACAAAUCGUAUGAAUAAUAUUCAACCGCGUGCAGUUAUGAAGACGACGACACCAAAAAUUAAAAAAAGUCAAAUGAAUAAUACUAAUGAGAGUAAACUACACAAUAAUUCAAUUCAAUCAUCAAAUGAAUUAACAUCAUUAUUAUUUAAACAAAAUGAAGAGAAUAUGGAAAAGAAGAAAUUAAUUUCUACUAAUUUAUUAAAUUCAAAAAAGAAACAAACGAAAUCUAUCACAAACAAUGAUCAUUAUCAAUCAAUAAAUGAUCAAAAUGCUUUAAUUGUACAGUUAUCAAAAUACAUGGAUAUAAUAGAAUCGGAAAUCGAUUCUGUAUCACCAUUGGGUACCACUAUAACUUGGGAAAAUAAAUUUGCACAGAAUGUGGAUGAAAUCGAAAAAAUUCUUCCAAAUUUACUCACUAGUUAUCAUAAAAAUGGUAUGCAGAAUUCGACUAAUUCAGAAAUUUCAAAAGAUGCAAACAGUGUUGAUAACCAGUUUAUUAACAAUUCUAAAGCUAAUCAACAUCUUAAUCGUCAUGAUCAUCAUGAAAGCGAUAUUAGUUAUACUACUCCAGAUGACGAUAGUAAUCACGACGAUGCUGUGAAUGAUAAGAAUAUCAAACCGAAAAACUUCACAUCAUAUUUUAAGAAGAAUUCUCCCACAACAAAUGAUAUUCACUGGACUUCUAGACAAAUUUCAGCGUGGUAUGAAUAUCAUAAAUUAGUCGACUAUGCAAAUUAUUUUUAUAACGAAUGGUAUUCUGCUAUGCAAGAAUAUGAUCAAGCUGUGGCCCAUUUAAAUCAAUUGCGACAAUUGCAACAUUGUACAGACUAACAAAGAGAAGCUUUCAAAUAAUUCCUUUCAAUGAACGUUCAUUUUCA